AUGAGCCUCCCUAACGAAAUAAAUAAUAAAAGUAAAAAAACAAAAUUUUUUCCUCAUCAAUCAAAAUCAAACCACUAUAAUAAUAAUAAUAAUAACAACCAAAAUUAUAAUAAUAUCGUAGUUAAAAAAACAUCAAUAACAAACGCAGCACAUAUACCUGCGACAAAUUCAUUCUCUUCAAUAUUUAGAUAUUUUAAAAGGAAAAAGUCAUCUGGUUCAUUAAAUUCUAGUUUUGAUAAUAAUAAUAAUAGUUUUGCGUCAACAUCAACAGAGGCAGAAAAUAUAACGACAACAACACAAGACAAUAAAACUAAUAACAAUAACAAUAAUACUGAUAGUAGUAGCAAUAGCAGUAGUAGUAGUGAUAAUAGUAACAUAGAAGAUAGUAAUAGCUCGGUUUCUACUAUUUCGACAACACCAACAACUUCAAUACCAAAUACAGCAAUAAUAAACAAACUAAAUCAAUCAAAAGAAGGAGUAAGAGCACAUACUCCUCAAGAUUUAAAAAUAGACGAUUAUUUUAAUUUAACAACCACCCAAAUUCCAAAUUCUAAUUUGCUUCAUAGAUUAGAUAGUAGAAUGGUUGGAAUAUUGGGUGAAGCAGAUAUUAAUAAAUGUAAAGAGGUUAUACCUGAUGAUCAACAUUUUAUAAUUGGAUAUUCAUUAGUAUUAGUAACAUUUAAUACUAUAUUACAACCAAAAAUGAUUAAAACCUUUACAUCUAGUCCAGUUGCAUUAUUGGUAUCUGAUAAAUCAGCAUUCAUUGUAUUAUUUGACACUAGAUCACAAACUAUUCAACAAGUUGAAUCAUGUGAUCUUACAGAAAUUAAAGAUAUACAUUCAGGUUAUAUGUCAAAUAGUAUAACUAAUAGUAAUCAAUUACAAUUUGAAAUAAAUAAUAAUAACAAUAAUAAUAAUAAUAAUAAUAACAACAACAACAAUAAUAAUAAUAAUAAUAAUAAUAAUAACAAUAAUAAUAAUUCAAAUAAUGGAAAUAAUGGAAAUAAUGGAAAUAUAACAAAUUUAAUGGAAGAAGGAGUUUCAAUAUCACCAAGAAAUAGUAAAAAAAAUUUAGGAUCAUUUGUAUUACGUAUUGUAAAGAUUAAAGGAUCCUGGGUAUUAAUGGGAUAUUCACCAUCAGAUUCACCAGAAGUACAAAGAGAAAAGAUUAAAACCAUUGAAGCAACAAUUAAAUCGAUAACAGAUAAAGCAAAAAUGCAACAUAAAAUUGAGACUAGAUUAGAAAACUCUGAAAGAACUCAUAUACCUACGGCUUAUUAUCAACCAACUCCCGAUACUAUAUUUGAAGGUGAAAUCUAUUUUAACCUAAAGAAAUUUUCAUUCAUUCAAAUUGCAAAUCAAAAUCAAAAUAGUGACAAUUGUAAAAAUGAUUCUCAUCCAUGUACAAAUAAUACCAAACAGGAUGACCUAAGUUUCUCUAUUGAUUUAAUUUCAAUAUUUGAAUGUAGAUAUACAGCAUCGACUUUAAUUGAGAACUUUUGGGAAUUAAAAUUAGCUUCUCAAGGUGAAAAAUCAAAUAAUCAAUAUUCUUUAUAUUUACCAAAAUCAGAUAUUGAAGGUAUUACAAAAAAUAUAGCAAGAAUGAUUACAGAAAGUCAAGAUAUUGCUUUAUUAGGUUAUGAUGAUCCUUCAAUUGAUGUUAUUGAUGAAAUUAAUUCAACACUUUCUUCAAUUGAUUUAAAUCAACAACAACAACAACAACAACAAAAUAAUUUUAAUAAUUUUAGUAAUAAUAAUAAUAAUAAUAAUAAUAAUCAAAAUAAUAAUAAUAAUCAAAAUAAUAAUAAUAAUCAAAAUAAAUCACAAUUAUUACAACAACCACAACUUCAAUUACAAAAUAGAAAAGUAACAAAUUUAUUAUUAAAUAAUUCAAUUGAUAAGAAUUUACUUAGUGAUAAUACUGUAUAUAGAAAUUUAAAAAAGAUUCAACAAACACAUGAAACUAUUGAUUUAAGUACAAAUAAUAAAGACUUGAAUGAAAAUAAUUUUUAUUUUAUUGAUGAUGAUGAUGAAGAAGAAAAUUUAACAACAACAACAACAACAACAGCAGCAACAACAACUAAUCAACAUGGUGGUGGUCAUAAUAGUGCAUUUACAACAUCAUUAGAUAAUUAUAAAACGACAAAUACACCAACAUCGAUUCAUUUUCAAGGUAAAUCAGAUUUAUUAAAAGUUGAUGAUAUGUUAUGGUUACAAAGUUUUUUACCAGCUCGUUUAGUUGAUGAACCAUUUGAAUUGGUUUAUAGUACUUUGAAGCAUGGUAUUAGUAUUAGAACGUUUUUCUCAAAAGUUCAACAAAGAUCACCUUGUAUUUUAGUUAUAAAAGAUGAUUGUAAAACCAUAUUUGGUGCCUACACAUCGGAUCCAUGGCAACAAGAUCAAAAAGUUCAUUAUGGAAGUGGUGAAACAUUUUUAUUUAAAUUUUGUACUGGUAAUAAUAAUGGACAACAAACCACCAUAGAGAGAAAGAAAUUCUCUUGGACAAGAAAGAAUGAUAAUUUCAUGUUUUCAAAUGGUUGUAUCUCGUUGGGUACUGGUGAUUCAUCGGCUGCUUUUGGGUUAUGGAUUGAUGAAGAUCUUUAUUAUGGUAGUUCAGUUAAAUGCAAUACCUUUGAUAAUGAUGUUUUAGCUCAUAGUCAAGAAUUUAAAGUUUUGGAAAUUGAAGUUUGGUCAUCCGUUUCCAGUAAAGUCGUUGGAAAUGAUAAAAAAACUUUAAAUGCUAGAGAUUUCUUUAAUCCUCAUUAUCUUAAAACACCUUCUUUUAAAUAUUAA
Molecule: messenger RNA, 2793 nt
Organism: Dictyostelium discoideum AX4
Lineage: Eukaryota; Evosea; Eumycetozoa; Dictyosteliales; Dictyosteliaceae
Product: TLDc domain-containing protein
Exons: 4
Coding region: 1-2793 (930 amino acids)
Source: RefSeq, a predicted model, not a curated record